AUGAACUCAUAGCAAUAUUAACAAGAAAUUUGGAAUAUGAGAGUGGCUGUUAAAGUAUAUCUAUUAAAUAGCAAUAUACCACCUAUAUACCUUAUGAUUUAUAGAUAACAUUAUUUACUAUUCUACUAUCAACAGAUUUAUGAUGUACAAAUAUAUUAAUUAAACAUUUAGCAUUUCAAUUCCUUUUAACCUUAAAUUAAUAAGAUAAAUUAAAUUUCUUUUAGAUAUAAAAAUACUCUAUUACCAUAUUAAAUACCUUUUGGAGUAUUGGUUGAUUUAUAUAAAAGUGAGGAUACAUUUACACCUAUUGAAUUAAUAUUAAUCUAUUAGAAAGAAGCCCACUUUAUUAAUUUAGAAGAUGAAAUAAAGAAUUAAAUCAAAUUUAAUCUCAAAUAGGCUUGCUUUGGUCGUUACAAUCAUGAAGGAUACGGAACUCCCCUCAAAAAUUUAACCUAAUAUAUGUCAAUUAGUGAUGAGAAAUAAGCAUUAAAAUAAAUAAAGUCAUUUGAAAAUAAGGAAGAUCUUUAUAAAUAUUAUAAGAAAAUAUUUGAAACACCUAAAACAGGAAAAAUCUAACUUCCAAUUAGAAUAUAUUUCAAAAAAGGAGGACACUUUUAAACUAUAAUUGAAUUGAAUGACUAAUAAUUAACUAUAGGAUAAGCAUUAAAUAUUAAAUUGUAAGGAGCUACUUUUAUAUUCAAUGGAUUACCAUUAAAUACUUAAAUUCCAGCUCAAGACUUUUAUGAUUAACUUUACUCAAUUGAUGGUUUUUGUUAUUUUGUAUGUUGA
Paramecium pentaurelia is the source of this 789-nucleotide messenger RNA. The record is from the annotation of a GenBank genome assembly. NCBI's taxonomy places the organism in Eukaryota, Ciliophora, Oligohymenophorea, Peniculida, Parameciidae.